GCGUAUAUAAAAGGCAAAUGAUGAGAAGAUGCAUUUAGUUAGUUUUUAGUCAUUUGUGGGUUUUAGGAUAACUCUGGCGCAGAAUGAAAAUUUCCAUUCUGUUUGUCGCCCUGUGGUCGGCACAGAUUAAAGACAUCAGUGGCGAUGUUGCGGAAGGAGGACAAAGAGUCGCAAGGCAAACCAGUGCUGAUCAAAUGGUCCAAAACAUCCUUCAAUGGCUUCAAGGAGUCUACACACAGAACAGCAGGAAAAUUCGCCAAGGCACUCUUCGUGAAUAUCUUCCUCCGAGCAACACACAAAAACCACGGCCGUUCGAACCCCAGGGAUACCCCCCAUCGGGAAUCACCCCCCAACCCCCAUUCCCCAUUUACACCAAUCCCACCACCGGCUACCCCUCCCCCACCAAUGAGAUAACCCCGCCCCACACCGGCCCGCCGCAACCGCCCUUCACGGGCUACCCCACCACGGGCUUCCCCUCCCAGAGACCCACCUUCCCGACGGGAUACCCCACCCAACGGCCGCAACCCCCGACCGGAUACCCCACCCAACGGCCUGGCUUCCCGACUCAACCCCCGACGGGAUACCCCUCUCAAAGGCCCGCCUUCCCCACUCAAAGGCCCACUUUCCCCACCACUCAACCCCCCACUCCUGCACCGACUUACGGCCCACCUGUCACAACCCCUCAAACUCCUGCCCCCUCCACCGCUACCCCUAUUACCUCCGCCCCCUCCACUCAUUUCACAUCGCCUGCGAUAACAACCGAAGCCACGCCCUCUCCUGACGAGAACAACAUAGUGCCAACUACACGGCCUGGACCGACGGAAAUCCCCCAAACGCCACAACCAGGUGUGCCAACUGACGAAGAUUUGAAACAUCCCCCCCAUAUUCACGCAAUUGAUGUCGAGUGUGCCAAAGACAUGAUGACAAUAACAAUUGAAUUUAAUCGAGAAUUUAAUGGAGUUAUCUACUCCAAAGGGUAUUAUAAUACUCCGGAGUGUCGUUAUGUGAACGAAAAUUCCGAAAUGUCGAAAUACCGAUUCACUGUUAGUUUGAAUUCUUGUGGGACCGAAUUUAUCAAUGCUUUUGACACUCAAGGUCAGUCUUACCUGGAGAACGUCCUCGUGAUCCAGAACGAGCAGGGGAUCCAGGAGGUGUGGGACACGAUCCGGGCUGUGAGGUGUCUCUGGGAGGGCAACCUGAAGGACUCCCUCAGCGUGGCGCUCAGUGUGGGGAUGCUCAGCCAGGAAAUAGUGACUUUCAGUGGCGACACCGCCAUGGCUAAGCUGGACAUUCAGCUAGGGAAGGGCCCCUUCGCGCCCCCCGCCAACGGCUUGGUGAAAAUCGGGGAGCAGAUGACGCUGGUCAUCUCCGUGAGUGGGGACCCUGGAUUCGACAUCCAGGUGAAAGACUGCAGGGCUACGGACUCGACCGGGGAGCGCGUGUACCCCCUCACCGACGAAAACGGCUGUAUUCUCAAACCGAAACUGUUCGGGGCGUUCCAAAAGACGCGCAAUACGGGGAAUACCGGGGCUUCCAUUAUCGCUUAUGCGUUUUUCAACGCUUUCAAGUUCCCAGAUGUGAUGGAUUUGAUGAUUCAGUGCAAUAUAGAGCUCUGUAAAACCGACUGUCAAAUGUGUCCGGAGCCCAACCAGCAAAUUGAGCCCGGGAGGAGGCGCCGCCGACGGGACCUCUCGUACUAUAAUAGCACUGAUGGGGUCACUAUGGGGAAGCACCUGAGAGUCGUUUUGGCGGAGGAUUUGAACGAUGUUGGCAACACUGCGAGUUUCGAAGGGGAAGUUUGUAUGACGACGCAGAAUUUUUUGCUUGUUUCGGCCAUUUUGAUCUCGCUACUCACUGCCAGUAGUGUCCUAAGUGCUUGUCUCUGGUUGAAGAAUCAACGGGGGGCCCACAAAGGGUGACAGUUUUAACACAAUCCUGCCAAUGUAGUUCCGUCCAUUAAGUUAUUGUGACUCCAGUAUUGUAUUUAAGUUUUUUAAUUAUUGUAGGCCCCAUAUUUAUGUAAAUACUGACUAAUAAAGUAAGAGUUUUGUA
Molecule: messenger RNA, 2052 nt
Organism: Tribolium madens (black flour beetle)
Lineage: Eukaryota; Metazoa; Arthropoda; Insecta; Coleoptera; Tenebrionidae
Product: EGF-like domain-containing protein 2
Exons: 4
Coding region: 84-1919 (611 amino acids)
Source: RefSeq, a predicted model, not a curated record